Molecule: messenger RNA, 662 nt
Organism: Solea senegalensis (Senegalese sole)
Lineage: Eukaryota; Metazoa; Chordata; Actinopteri; Pleuronectiformes; Soleidae
Product: prolyl hydroxylase EGLN3-like
Exons: 1
Coding region: 213-662 (149 amino acids)
Biological process (GO): cellular response to hypoxia; peptidyl-proline hydroxylation to 4-hydroxy-L-proline
Cellular component (GO): nucleus; cytoplasm
Molecular function (GO): peptidyl-proline 4-dioxygenase activity; ferrous iron binding
Source: RefSeq, a predicted model, not a curated record
AAAUUAUACAUAAAAAAAACAGUUUUCUGCUCUUAUUUUGAAAAUUCACACCGGAAGCCGUGUGUUCGUAAACGGGGUUUACUUUGACUGCGCUGUGAUAAAAGCUCAGUGUCCGCGAGCGCUCACUCAUAACAUUGAGCGCAGAGAGUUGACUGAGUCACGUGACCGCCCCCUCUCUCCCUCUCUCUCUCUCCCUGUCUCUCGCGGACACCAUGCCGGUCCUGGACCGCGUCUCGGACGUGCAGCUGGAGCGCUUGGUCGUGGACCGCAUCGUCCCGGCUCUGCUCGCCGACGGCUUCUGCCACGUGGACGGUUUCCUCGGGGCGUCGCUCGGGGACGCGGUGCUCGGGCAGGUGAAGCAGAUGCACCGCGGCGGCGCGCUGCAGGACGGCCGCCUGGCGGGCUCCGCCCCCGGCGUCCACCGGCGGACCAUCCGCGGGGACAAGAUCGCGUGGGUGAGCGGCAGCGAGCGCGGCUGCGAGGCGGUCAACGUCCUCCUGCACCGGCUGGACAAGCUGGUGUCCGCGUGCGCGCGCCGGAUCGGCAACAAGGCGAUCCGAGAGAGGUCAAAGGUAAAGUUCACGUCAAUCAUUUUAGCGUUUAUUUUUAAAGUUUUCAAUCGUUGUUGUUUUUACAAUCUGACGAUUGUUUUUCUCGAUUAA